Messenger RNA from Periophthalmus magnuspinnatus, 3163 nucleotides. RefSeq names its product zinc finger protein 397-like. NCBI's taxonomy places the organism in Eukaryota, Metazoa, Chordata, Actinopteri, Gobiiformes, Gobiidae. Gene Ontology annotation, cellular component: nucleus. The record is from RefSeq and is a predicted model, not a curated record. The transcript is spliced from 2 exons. Bases 57 to 1385 code for a protein of 442 amino acids.
AGUUCCGGUGAAGGUUUGGUUCCUACGCGGAAGGAAGUCACAACAUCAUAACGAAGAUGUCACAAAACCAAAAGAUUUCAACAAUGUUUACGGUGCAAGGCAUGAGAAAAUUUGUAUGUGACCGACUGACUGAAGUUGCUCAAGAAAUACUGGGAGCGUUUGAAAAGAGAGCCCAAGAAUACGAGCUGGAACUGGAGCGUCAGCGCAAACUGCUGGAGACUUUCUACGCACAGGCCAACUCUGGCCCAGGCAUCAAAGAGGAGCAGCAGAACAUAAGGAUCACUGAGAGUCAACAGCCUACUGCUUCAACCAGUGUACAAGGGGUUCAUAGUGAGCUGCAAAGUUCACACCCAAGGGAAGUUCAGAAUGCAGAGAGAAAAGAAAGAGCCAGCACUUCAAAACAAGGAGCUCAAAUCCCAAUUCACGCUCCCAGUGGCACCAAAAGGACCCCGGCUAAAUAUAACAAAUGCAGUCAUGGAUACAGGAUACCAAAAAGAUACGCGCAAAAACAAAAUAAUACUAACACAGAUCACGGUAACGCAUCUGCACCAGUGGAAAUAAUUGAAAUAGACGACAAUUCACCAGUGUCCAGUGAUGUAGAGAUAAUGCAGGACGACGAGCAGCCAACAACAAGCCAGAAUGUGAGAGAAACAUCACAAGAAAGCAAGAAGCUCAAGCCAAAAUCUGGUAAAAAGAGUUCCCCUCCUAGCUCUCAUACCCCCGCGCAGGAUAACAAUACAGAGGCCACUGCAUUAAGUAUGGAGACUGAAACCACCGCAGACAACACGGAAAAUGAACCAAAAAUAACUGAGGUGUCUUCUCUAAGUUUGGAUGUUUCUACUCAAUGUUCAAAGCCAGUAGACGAUGAGGAAAAUACAACUUUACCACAAGAUACAAGCCAAAAUGAGGAACUUAUGUGUGAAGACUUUACGGGCGACAAAACUCAAGGCAAGUUACUUCAUGAAAAUUGUAAAGAUGAUCAAUCAGAAAAAGAGAAUCCCAACAAUCCCAGUAAAAACAACGACUCGAUGUUUUCUAGAGUUAGGGAAAAUGAUGGUACAAGAGCAUUACUUGCAAGUACGGAGCAGAAAAUAAGUAAUAAUACUGCUACUCAGCGGCGUUUUAAAUGUAACUGGUGUAAUAAAAAGUUUGUUACGAGGACGUCUCUAAAGCGUCACAGUAGAAUCCACACUGGAGCGAGGUCUCACGAAUGCAGCGUUUGCCACAAAAGCUUUGCCACCAGCACGGAUACGAAAGUGCACUGCAGGAUCCACUCCGGCAAACGGCUCCAUAAAUGUGAGCACUGUGGGCAGGACUUCUCCUCCUGGAUGAGCUGUAAGAGGCACAAGCGUACACACAAGUCUGCAGAGCCUCAGGUGCAAUGACACGGAGGGAAUUGUUUCUAUAAAAGCUUCAACAACCAGGUAAAAUAUCAGGUGACAGUUCACACCUGGAGUAGUUCAGUGGUUAUAUUUAAUGAUACUUCUCUCUGUAAACAGUCCAUUUCAGUCGAGUUAGUUCCUCUUUUCAGACAGAUGAGCAGUGACGUUUCCACAUUCUGUCAGAACUGAAGGACGAGGUCAAACAUAUUCACUUCAAAACUUUUGUCCAGUUAAAACAAAGUGAUGACUGAAGGAUUUACACAGACAAUCACAGAAUACACAGUUCUCACGAUACAAAUAUUUCAAAGUUGUUUUCGGUAUUAAGUGCUACGAUAUAGUACCACGACCACAGAAUGUAAUUUUCAGUGUUGAUACUUUUUAGCAGUAUUUUCUGUUGUAUCUGGUAUUUACUAAAGCAAAGGUAAUAUUGUGCUUGUAGUUUUAUCUUUUUUAUAUAUUGCUUUUACAGAUGUUGUCAAAAUUAUCUAUGAUUUACUCUCCAAAUGUAUCACUCAUGACCAGGGCUGUGAAAUUAUCCAAAACUGUGGGAGAUUGUGAUUCGGUUGUUUGUUUGUUUUUUGUAAUUGUCUGAUCAGUUUGGGUCUUUUUAAAGGGUUCAGUGAAAGCAAGAAUCAGCAAGAAUCAAUCGGACUAUUUUUAUGUGUUAAAAUACAGAUUAUUGAUAUAUCUAUAUUGUCCGGAAAUUAAUAUCUGAAUGCGUUUUAUUUGUUUUUAAUGAGACAGAACUGAAUGAAAUCAAAAGUCAUGAUUGAUCAGUGUGAGAACAAAUCUUAUACUGUUUUAUUGCACAUUUCUCAGUGCCCUCGGUCAUUUAUAAUUUUCUUUUGGGAUAUUUUUCAUAAUCCUAAUCCGCUUCUACUUACUUGUUUGUGUAUUUGGGAUUAAGAUCGUAAAGGGGAAGAAGACAUUACUAGACAUUAAAACUUAAAGGGUCCAAAUUUGCAUCGAAUUUGUGUCUACCUCUAGUGUAAGGGCAGAUGGACAAAUGUGUUUCUUACGUUUUCAUUUUAUUUGAAAAUAAUAAUAAUAACAUUGACAAUGCUACUAUCACAUAUGACUGAAAGGUUUUUAUUCUGCACUCUGCUCUUUUAAUGUUAAUUUUAUGAUGAUAUUUAUGUUUUGAUUUGCUGAAUUGCGAUUUAAAAUUACUUUGUGUAUGAAUUUUGCUGUAUAAAUAAACUUGCCUUGCGUACUACUACUACUACUACUACUACUACUACUACUACUACUACUACUACUACUACUACUACUUACUACUAAUAAUAAUCACACAAAAAUGCCAGACAUAACUUUCAUCCUGUGAAAUCCAUCAUAAGUUUGACUCUUUCUUCUUGUGGCAUUGGCUGCACUUUUCACACUAAAACCAGCCUUUGUUUCUUUGGUCGACCCUGUGAUUUUCAAAAAUUUUUCUGACAAAGUCGACAGAUCAAAGAUGGAGGAAAUAAAGUGAUUAACACAAAAGCAUUUCACUUUUCUAAACGCCCAGUUUUGCAAACCACAGUCUCCAUAAUAUCCUAGUGCAUCAUAAUUUAAAGCUUUAUAAACUUGAUUCUAACCUUGUAAUUUCAUGGUUUCCUCACAGCUCUGCCCUGGUUCUGUUUGAUUAUUUAACCGUGUAAACUAGAAAGUCAACAUUUCUUUUACUGACUGUGGUGUUUUGAAGGUGAGUCUGCUCUUGGUGACAACUUUAACUGACUUCACAUAAUAAACUGACAACUCAUCCUGUAUUUACAGAUCUAAUAAAACACUAGUGAUGUGUU